Haliotis rufescens (red abalone) is the source of this 12065-nucleotide messenger RNA. RefSeq lists its product as uncharacterized. Gene Ontology annotation, molecular function: protein binding; calcium ion binding. Gene Ontology annotation, biological process: homophilic cell-cell adhesion. The transcript has 66 exons. The coding region runs from base 683 to 9376 and encodes 2897 amino acids. Gene Ontology annotation, cellular component: plasma membrane; extracellular region. Lineage: Eukaryota; Metazoa; Mollusca; Gastropoda; Lepetellida; Haliotidae. The record is from RefSeq and is a predicted model, not a curated record.
ACUUGUUCAAUAAUCUCAUUACACCUAUCGAAUGGCGUCCCUCUGUAAACAGUCAUUAAUACGAAUUCACAGGGGGUGUGAUGAUUGAAUGUAAGAGCAUACGACGACUGUCCUCGCUGAGAUUUUAAUAGUCGGUGGAUAAACCACGACCUCCCGGCUCAACUGAACUGACGUUGUCUAUGCCGCGACGUUGAAAUCCGAGAAGGCUUGAUAAAAGUGUCUCGUUAUCGACGCACAGUGACUGGGUGUCAUUAAAACUGACGAGAGCAGUGAAGAACAAGGAUUUGGAUCAGGCAGGUUGACAUUCGGACGCAUUCGGAGUUUAUAUUGGGACUUCGCAUUCGGAGUUUAUGUUUGGACUUUUCAAUUGGAGUUAAUAUUUGAACUUUUCAUUCGGAGUUUAUAUUUGGACUUUUCAUUCGGAGUUUAUAUUCGGACUUUUCAUUCGGAGCUUUUAUUCGGUCUUCGCAUCGGAAUUUAUAUUUGGACUUUUCAUUCGGAGUUUAUAUUUGGACUUCACGUUCGAACUAGCAUUCAGACUUUUCACCGGAACCGUGUUGAAUCGCUCAGUCUGUGGAUAUUUGGUAUAAAAGUCAUUAUACUUGUUGUUUGCGUGGACUGCUUGGGUUAAGAGGUUUGAAGUUUAAAAGACAUGAGAAUCCAGUGACCACACUCAGCCAACAUGACCAGUGUGACCCUCCUGACCCUCCUCCUCCUGCCCUUACACACGGUGGUCAGUCAGAACUGGUAUGGGCACGACUACUGGAACAACAGGCACGGCACCGAGGGCAUCGCCUAUGCAAAUGAAAGGUUCUACCUGUGGUCCGACCAACCAAAUGUUCAGGAUAAUUACUUUAAAGACACUAACUUCUACACCGAGAAGAAAUGUGCUGGUGGUUGCUCGUGUGGGAAGGAGCUGGUUGGCUGCAGUGGCAGUGUAGUGGAGGUGAAGGGUCAAAACGUAGAAAGAUUGACAGAGAAAUCCUUCACGGCAGGCGUACAGGAAGUGCAUCUUAUCGACAUGCCGAAUCUAGUAGAAGUGGAAAACAUAACAUUCUACAAGGCAACAAACCUGAAGAUAUUACAAAUAUAUGGAACCGGCAUCAGAUUAGUUCCUGAUAUCAGCAAGACAUCCAUGCAAGAACUGUAUUUGGUAAACAACAAGAUCAGAUUUUUCCCUCACAAUUACACAAAACAGAUUUUGCCGUCUUCGCUGCUGAAAGUAUCACUUAUAGGUAACGAGAUUGAAUGGUUCCCGGACGAAUUUGUAAGAAACAGUAAUAUCGAGGUGUUAGCUCUCAGUAGGAACAAGAUUCGUCAGUUCCCUGGAAGUGGCUUGGCACAAAUGGCAAACCUGUGGUUCCUAUCUAUGAAUGAAAAUGAACUGGAAGUCGUCUCAAGAGAACACCUCACGAAUCUAAAGAACUCGCCGUUAAAACAUUUGAACCUGAGCAACAACGCUAUAUGGUAUAUAGAACCCGGAGCCCUGUCAAUCCUUACUAGCCUCCAGAUUCUAGAACUGCAUGCUAAUUCCUUUUCUGAGAUUCCCGAGGGAACCUUCAACAAUGUGCCGGAAUUAGUGCAUCUUGACUUAGUGAAGAACAAGAUCGAGGUGUUGACAGCACGGAGCAUCACAAAUCUUCCAAAGAUUGUCACUAUACGUCUCCACAGUCAGGACCCGUCCUUGAACAACAUACAGUACAACGCCUUUAGCAACAUCCACGGCACUCUAGAAAACCUUUGGAUUAGUGAUAACGCGUUGACAACGUUUCCUCACCCGGCGUUAUCGGCAGAUACCUAUAAAUCGAUUGAACAAAUUUAUGCUGACCACAACUUGAUAAAAACUCCCACAGAGUACAGCCCUGAUGACUUCCCCAAGAGUAUGCGCAAUACAGCUCUGCUACGGGCGGCUUCAUUCAUCCCCUUCCAAACUCUUUCAAACCUGCAGUUGCUGCACCUGGGAACUAACGCAGUCGACUUCAUCCAAGCUAGCUACUUCUGUAACGCUAAAAACCUUGUGUACCUUUACGUGAACAACAACGGCCUGAAAGACAGCAGCAUCCCCGAAGAUGCCUUCUCCUGCAUGGGUCAGCUUGUGGAGCUAUAUCUUCAUCACAACUGGUUGACCUACGUCCCCAAAGCCGUGACCAGUGACAUAAUGACCAGUCUCACCAUUCUGAAGCUAUCGAACAAUAACAUCACUCACGUGCAAGCUGGAACCUUCACCAAGCUGACGGCGUUGCGGUUGCUAUAUCUUGAAAAUAACAACAUAGUUGUUAUAGAAAACGACUCCUUUUCAAACAGCAUACAGACACUCGUCCUACAGUCUAACAACUUCCGGUUUACCAACGAGAACCCGUUCGCCUAUCUGACCAACAUGGCGCAGUUACUCCUGGGCUACAACAGCAUCGUGGACAUCCCCGACACCGCCUUCAGGGGCUGCACCGCCCUCACUACGCUGGACCUUCAUUACAAUCGGCUGGAGAGGAUUCAGAAAGGACUUCUGACCGACUGCCCACUGACCGUUCGACUCUUGCUCAAUCACAACAACAUCAGAUACGUAGAGGACGGCGCCCUCAGCCACAUCACCGACAGUGUACUCAUACAUCUUCAUAAUAAUCGGUUGACUGAUCUUCCUAACGGCGGAGACUUCAAUAACCUGGUAGUGAACGAGCUCUCACUUCAUCACAAUCGCAUCACUGAGGUCCGCCCUGGGACCUUUACAAAUUUGACGUGCAAUGUUAAACUAGAUUUGUCCGAGAACCAGAUUGCGCUUCUUGGGCCCAAUGCCUUUGUGAACAUCAAGGGAACGCCGGACAUGACCCUGAACAACAACCCUCUCUGGGUCAUCGAACCCUACGCCUUCAGAGAUGUGAAGUUACAGGACCUGUUUCUUCAGUAUAUCAACAUUGAUCAUCUAAAGACUGCAACAUUCGAGAAUAUUGAAACUCGGUAUUUGUAUUUAACGGAAAAUACAAUAGAUUAUGUUGAAGAAGGAAUAUUCGCAGGAAACAACGUUCUCGAAUAUUUCGUCAUGUUCAGCGUACAGCUGAAAGCCAUCUACGGAAAGAUGUUUUCAGGCGCGUCACAAGUCAACAGCGCGUUUGACCUUCGUAAUAACAACCUCCAAAUAGUACCGCCUGAUCUUGUAGAAAACGUUGCAGUUGGUUUGGUGAGCCUUGGUUAUAACAAACUCACAAACUUCCCUCGGGACAUUUUCUUGGAGAAUAAAAUGACAUAUAUGGACAUCUCCUAUAACCUGAUAUCUGCUUUGCCCGAUGAUGCCUUCGACGGCCUGACCAACAUGUACGACAUCAACUUGAAAGGCAACCAGUUGACGGAAAUCAAGAACGGGUCCUUCGCUUCUCUCAUUAAUACAAAUAAAUUAGACCUCAGCGAUAAUGAUAUCGUUACUUGGCCGAAAGGAUUGAUGGACCCAAUGCUGAAUCUCAAGACACUGGACCUCUCCAAGAACCUGCUGUACCACUUCCCUGGUGCCAGGAAUGGUUCCGUUCUUUCGUCAAUAAUCUUGUCCGAUAACCUCCUCACAUCUAUUGAAGUCGGCGCUUUUGAUUACCUCAACAAAACAAUAGUUAAUAUAGACUUAACCAACAACGCCUUUGAGUGUACUUGUGAUCUGUAUCGAACCCUGGCCGAGGUCCACACUGUCGUAAAGGGAGGUAACUGCUCAGAGCCCAACGUGACAGUUGGAAUCCAGCUUGGCAUAGCUUUUGAAAAGGACAAAGAUUUUUUCAUGAAAGCGGACAAAGAAAAGUACAUAUGUGCACCGACCAACGUCCGUGGAACGGCGGACGGUAACAACCUGAACGUCACAUGGACGAGACCGCUAUUCCAGAACUCAGAGAUGGAGAAGGAUGAGAAGCCAAUAAGCAAUGAUACUGUCGUCUCCUACACUGCAACCUGCACUGGUUCUAAAGGCGACAUACUGACGUCGAAUAUUAACGCAACAAGUGUAAUCUUGACAGCGAAGGCGGACUCGGAGUAUGUGUGUGCCGUCACUGCCGCCGUCGACGGCAUUAUCAGCGGCUACAGCGAGCCGGCUCUCUUCCACACUUCGGCUACUCCAGUUACGCCCGGGAAUAACACGGUUGUCGAUGUUGGCCUAGGACUGCCGAUAUCGUACUUUGACUUCAGUGCUAUACACCCCGACUUUGCGGGGUUGUCGGAAGGGAUCAUCGCCGAGCCUAGAUACAUCUCGAGUCCCUACGGGGGCUGGCUUGCCCAGUCUAACAACCCCACUGCAGAUUCCUUCUCCGACUGGUUCCAACGAAAAGACGGAGUGAAUAUAGAACUGAACGGAACUAUAAUCUUGGAGAAUCUCUCCAACUCGCCACCGCUUUACAGGUACAGCGCAGGAUCCUUCUACCCUGUCGAUGACUUCGGGUAUGGGAACGAACAGAAGGACUGCGGAGGAACAACCCACAACUUUGGGUUCACGUCAGUCAUCCGGAUGGGGAUUGUAUACCAAGGCACAGAGACCAUCACGAUAGGCGGCGGGGACGACAUGUGGCUCUACGUCAACGGCAAGAUGGUCCUCUACGUGUCCACGCGUGGCACCACCUCAAUCAUCUGUAAGAAGAUCGACCUCUCCACAGCUGCCCAAAAAGGUGGCGCCACUAUCACGCCCACAGAGGGCACUGUAUCAGGAGGUGUUUGUGGUUCCAGCACGCCCGCCACAGCCGAAGCAGUGCAUCUAGAUUUGGAGGUUGGAGAAAGGUACCACUUUGCAGUGUUCCACGCCGAGAGACUGUUGUGUAAUUCCGGCUACUUCUUGGAACUGUCGGGCGUCCAGUUCAUCACCGCCGUCGGUGACGACCCGCCUGUAGACUACACCGUCACCAUCGACGAAGACUUCCACAAUGACGGCAUCCUCCAGACUCUCAUACUCAGCGACUCCUUCUCUGUUGGGCCGCCGUUCAGGGUUUCAAUACUUCAUGGUAACGAGGCCCGUCAUUUCUCAAUCAAGUCCGACACAGUGGCCAAUCAGGCUGCGGGUGUUCUUCCAACGGCGGCGGUCUUGACCUAUACAACGAUUGCCAACAUGUCAUUUGUCGAAUGUCCAACCGCUUCCUCCAUUCCGGCUGACACAAGCGACACCAGUGUGGAGACGUUUGACGUGACGACUGCCACGGCACUGUUCACGCUAGCUAAGCCAGUAGACUUCGAACUCAUCGACCUGUACACUGUAGCGUUGGAGGUUGUAGAUUAUAACAAGUCCCCCGAACAAACGGGAACAAUAGGAAUUAAAAUCCAUGUCCAAGACGUGAACGACAACUGCCCAGAGCUUGACCAGAGUACAUUCGCCAUCUGGGCCAAUCCUGCUCUCCAAGACAUCGCCAUUGUCGACCUUAAUGCCUCCGACAUAGACGCCGGGAACAACUCCGUCCUCAGAUACUACCGAUCAGAUGUAACGGCAACUCCUCCAGUGUCAUUCAACGAGACUGAAGAUCUUCACAAGUCUGUUUACACGAAGAAUACAACCCUGAGUUUUGAGGUCUUCGUCGUUGACGAGGGCGUACCCCGGCGCGGCGCUAAAGGCACUGUCACAAUGGUGCUUGACAACUCCUGUCUGGUGUCUGUGGAAUAUGAACCUAUCGCCUUUGAUUUCCCUCUCGACGAAAUAACAGGAGAAGUUACGUUUGUGGUGCCUGGGUAUUACCAUUAUGAGUUUGAAUGCAUGCGAGUUGCUGGGGUUGAGAAGGCGUUUAUUCGGGAUGAGUUUCUCACUGCUUCAUCCUCUCAGCCAGACAGUGGACCAGAGAGGGCUCGACUCAACAUGACAUCACUUACAGCGGAGCUUGGUGGGUUGAGUGGGGGAUGGGUGGCAGCCGUUGAUGACGCCAGUCAGUGGAUACAGACGGAGCUGGAAGAACUCUAUGUGUUCCGUGUCAUACAGAUUCAGGGCCGUGAAGAUGAGGUCAACUACGUCACUACCUUCUCCGUCUUCGUCAGUGACGACGGCAUCACCUUCAGUAAAUAUACCGACGGGAACGGCCUUGAUGUGUUCAAUGGGGCGGUGGACCAGGCCACUGUGGUGGAUGUGACCCUGGAGCCCCCUGCCCGUGGGAAAUACAUCCGCAUUAACCCCCAGACAUGGGUGGGGCACGUCAGUCUCAGGUUCGAGCUGAUUGGCUGUUCACAGCGGGAGGAGUUGCAUUAUCAGACAUCUUGUGAGCGAUGCCAGACCACGUGGUACUGCCCGGGGAAUGGGCACAUGCUGCCAUGUGGACGCUGUGACCCCCCAAUGUCCAACUCCACCUGUGGCCGCUCCCCCACGGAGCACAGUUUUGGUCUGGCGUCCGAGUGCGUGUCAUGCCCACUGGGUUGGAUCUGCAAGGGCGGCUAUGCUGAGCCGUGCGAGGAGUUUCACUACGUGACCUACUGCAAUGACUCCUAUUGUCCGGCCACGUGCACCCAGUGUGAGUCCGGGUAUGCUUGUCGGGGUGGCCAGAGGUACUACUGCGAGGUUGGCACGCAGUCAGAUGGAAACAAAGAGUUCUGCGAGCUGUGCCGACCAGGUACCUUCCAGGAUCAGUCAGGGCAGUCCUCCUGCAAACCCUGCCCAACAGGAUUCCGUAGCACCACAAUGAAGGACCGUUGUGCGCCUUGCAACCCCAGGUCUUGGUCCAAGGGAGACGGGUCUGACUGCGAGGCAUGUACUGACAGCACUCAGUGUCCAUGCACUGGCAGCACGGGACUUUGUUUCCAUGGAGUCACUUGCAGGAAUGCCCAGAACGCUGACGGGAGUUACGGCCACGUGUGUGAUGCCUGUCCGCCUGGCUAUAACGGUGACGGUGUCAGCUGUACUGAUAUUGAUGAGUGUGUUGAACACUCUCCUUGUUGGAAUACGUCAUCGUGCAAGAACACAGAGCCAGGCUACCAGUGCCGGAGGUGUCCCACAGGCUUCACGGGGUCGUUCGAGGACGCCCUGGCCUGGAACGUGACCCGCCGGAACUUCAUCGACUGCAACCAGAAGCACGACCCUUCUCCAAUCCAGCACUGUGAGGAUACAGAUGAAUGCCUCACCAACAAUGGAGGAUGUGACCUCAAUGGCUAUUGUCAUAACACCGUGGGCAGUUUCUACUGUGGUCUCUGUAAAGAUGGGUACAUCGGCAGCGCCAAGUACGGUUGUGAGCUUGCGGACUUCUGUCUGUCGGGCAAACAUGAAUGUAACGUCAACGCUACUUGUGUCUACUCCGGCCCCGGGGACUACAGCUGCCUGUGUAACAAUGGACUUGCCGGUAAUGGCUUCACCUGCGGUCCCGACCCAGACCAGGAUGGCUACCCGGCAGAAGGCAUUUCCUGUAAUGGGGAGGAGUUUGGAAACUGUAAACAGGACAACUGCCAGGACAUCCCCAACAGCGGACAGGAGGACAAUGACGGCGACACCAUGGGAGACUCCUGUGACACCGAUGACGACAACGACACCGUCUUUGAUCUAGAUGACAACUGCCCGAUGGUGUUCAACAACAAACAGGAGGACGCCGACAACGACAGCAUUGGCGAUGCAUGUGACAACUGCCCUAACGAUGUCAACGCUGACCAGGUCGACACCGAUGGAGACGGUCAGGGUGACACUUGUCAAGUGGACUCUGACGCUGAUGGCCGAUCUGACGCCAUUGACAACUGCCCCUAUGUCGCUAACCCAAGUCAGACUGACGCUGACAGCGACGGAAAUGGAGACGACUGUGACAACUGCCCGACUGUAGCAAACAGCGGACAAGAAGAUUUGAACCAGAAUGGAAUCGGGGAUGCAUGUGAAAAUGGAGACAGGGAUGGCGACUCAAUCCAGGACAACAAGGACAACUGCCCAGACAUGCCCAACUCCGAACAGAAAGAUACAGAUGGUGAUGGGACAGGUGACUACUGUGACGAUGACUCUGACAACGAUGGCAUUGCCGACUCUGUGGACAACUGCAUGUACGUGCCCAACGUAGACCAGGACGAUCUGGAUGGUAACCAUCGCGGUGAUGCGUGUGAGAAAGACAUGGACCAGGAUGGGACGAUGGACAGGGUGGACAACUGCAUGGAGAACAAGUUCAUCAACUUCACAUCCUUCCUGGGCUACACCACAGUGGAGUUCUACCCAGGUUGGUCAACUGAGGCCGCCCCUGACUGGAGAGUGCUAGAUCAAGGGAGAGAAGUCAGGCAGGAGGCCACGACGCGGAGACCUAUUGCUCUGAUAGGGCCCCAAGCGCUAGAUCACAUGGACUUUUACGCCACGACAUUUCUGGAGGACAAAGUCUGUGAAGGUUUCAUCGGCUUCAUCUUCGGCUUCCAGUCGGCUCGCAAGUUCUACCUCAUCACCUGGAGACAAACGUUCAAGAACUUUGACUACCAUGGGGGAAUGAAAGGACUGCAGAUAAGGUUGGUGGAUGCUGGCUUUGAUGUCGGAGAAGCACUGGCUAACGCUCUUUACCACGGCGAUGACGUCACCGAUGCUACACGCAUCAUCUGGCACGACCCUGCACUCCGUGGCUGGGAAUGCAACAUGGCCUACAGAUGGCACAUAGUACACAGGCCGUCUAUAGGACUAAUCAGUGUUGAAAUCAAGCAGGAGGAUAACGUUGUAGUCGACUCCGGCCCCGUCUACGACUCCACCAUCCUCGGCGGCAGACUGGGUGUGUUUGUGUUUGAUCAGAAAGCCCCGAUCUGGUCUAGACUGGAAUAUCAGUGUAAGAACAGAAUGAACUAUGCACUGUCCCUGGAUGGGGUGGAUGACUAUGUUCAAGUGGGUCGCCUCGAGGACCUCGGCAUGGAGAAGAGUUUCACCAUGGAAGCACUGGUCAAGCUACCCACUGGCUACGAUGCUACCAAACACCCGAUCCUGUGCACCAACAACAGCGUGCUGUGCCUGUAUGUGGAGGGCAACGUCCUGCGGGGUCAGGUGAUAGACACAGUCAUCACAGGAGCCACGACCAUCCCCGCCAAUACGUGGACCCAUGUCGCUCUCAAGUACAAUGCUCAGUUGAGAGAGCUGGAUCUGAUUGUGAAUGGACCCAAAACGACCACCGACGCCCACCUCACAUCGGUAGAACCAGGCCUUGUGUGGGAUGGGAAUACAACCCUGUACGUUGGCUAUGACGGCUCUACCUUUCUGCAGGGAGAGGUGGACGAGAUACGGAUAUACAACAUCCAGAUGGUGGAACUUACUGCCAGCACCGAGGCCAGACAUGUACACGAGGAGCCGUUCCGCUACCUGCUCGGUGCUCACUACAACAUGGAGGAGGCAACCAACACAUCAACUAUUCUCAAGGACAAGGGGUACCGAGGCCAAGAUGCUGUCUUGAUAGGACAACCUGGCAUUGUUGCUAGUACGUCCGACCAGAAAGUGUUUGAUCUGACCUACAACUGAACACCGGGGAGACUUCACGACCUCCCUCUCCUCAUCACCUUCCCAUCAGCAGCCAGUGAUUACUCAAUAGGAAAUGUCAUAUCUUGCUGAAUAAUCAAUGAAAGGAUCCCUAAGGGCAUGUCCACAGAUCUUUGUUUAGUUGUAGCGAGAACUAAGAUCUGAUUUUAAUGAGAUUGCGAGAAACUUUUCAGAUACACAAGAACUGAUUAAUUAGACAAAUAUGUUUGACCCGAAGUUUGCAAGACUAAAAAAUACUAUCAGAAAAAUGCUUCAUUGAUUAUUUCCAGACAUUAGUGGAAACUGAUGCAGGUAGCCACUUUCAUGUUUAAUGUAUCUGAAAUAAGUCUGGUGUCUGUGACAUCCUGGAUUAUCCAGCAUACAUGUAUCUCUUUUUUUGAGUGAGCGAGUGAGUUUGAUUUAACGCUGCUUUUAGCAAUAUUCCAGCAAUAUCACGGCGGGGGACACCAGAAAUGGGCUUCACACAAUGUACCCAUGUCGGGAAUCGAACCCGGGUCUUCGGCGUAGCCUUGUGGUUAAAGCAUUCACGUGUAAUGCCGAAGGCCCGGUUUUGCACAUGUAUUCUACAGGGCUAUAGCAGAGUGUCAAUGAUAUGUGGUUGAGAGUAUUAAGCAUUUUAUUCCUAUUACUUGGUUUACCAAUCCGUAGAAAAAAUAAUAUGGUCUUAAGGUCUUUUUAUUAUUUCAGAUCCUGAUAAUCACACUUCUCAAUAAAACAUCACACAUUAUUUUUGGCCUGACUCAGUGAUCCGGUUAGCUCAAAUACUAUUCACAGCUUCACCAAACAUUGUGUGACUUGUGCCCUUGUGAAUGCUUAAUUAAUUCUUUACCAUUCCUAUAUACAUUUUGCUAAAAUACCAAAGGGAUAGGAGAGAAUUUGAAAUUUCAUUUAUUUGUUUAUAAAUAACAAACCCUGUACUACCAAACCUACUUUCUUACAAAAGCAAAAGAUAUUUGAAGAGUGUCAUUUUUUGUUUGUUUUAACUUCCAAUAUUCAGAAAUAAAUAUGUUAACCAACUAACAAAAAACAAGGAAGGCUUCACAUUCCUCAUGUCAUUCCCAGAUAUUGGGAUUGCAAACGUAUACUAGCAACCCCAAGGCUUGACUUCUGGUUAAAUACUUUUUUAAUUGCGUACAUUAAAGAUUUGGUUAUUUGCAUAUCAAGUUUGUUUCAAUCACAGAUCUGAAACUUUGUUCAUAAAACUGUUAAUUUGUUCUAGUUGUUUGGCAAUUCUCAAAACACCAUGUACUUUGUUUUUGAAAACUAGUCAAUAAGGCUGACAUAUUAUGAGUAUGAUAAUAUAAUUUAAUUUGUAUAAAGUAGUAUAACAUUGUGAGAGGCACACACGGUUAAACAUAAGAGUGAUCACAGCAGUGUUGGACAAUCCCUUGAGUAUGAACACACCCACAUGCUGGCCAUGUGAAGAGAUAAACUUGAACGUUCAUUUUUCUCACCUUUCAUGACAAAAUUGAGUAAACAUAUUUUCAAUUGUACAUACAAUUUUAAUUAAAACAUUCAAAAUGCGUGUUAUUGUAUUACAUGUUAAAAGGAUUAAUGUGUUUAUAUUCAAAAUCACGUUGGGAAAUGAAGUGCUCUUAAAAUUCUUCACCUAACGCAGGGCCUGGACAAUUGGGCGAGCGUAGAUGAUUUUAGGUGCGCUUCUAUCAACAGUUUCGCCACCUACUCAGUCAUACUAUAUUAUUGAAGGUUUUGUUUCUUCAUACAGUGAAAAGUCGUGGACUCACUGGUUUUGGAAGCAUAAAAAUAUAUCAGUUCAUUAGUGUCUUAGGACAAGCAAGGUGCUGAUGACUAAAUCAAAAUUCAUAACUGUAAUUUUCAAACGUCAUGCAGAUUUCUCAACAAACCUUGCCAAUUUGAUAGGCAGGACUCAGAAGUUGACGGAUGACAAAGUAGACUCAAUUCAUGGAUAACUUCUUACUUUUACCGUAAUGGGGACAUUUCAGUAUAGAUCCUUAUACCAUUGUCAAAGUUUCUAAAAGGUCUCUUUGUGAAAACUCUUGACUCGCAUUCUCUUGGGAAGUUACAGGCAUGGAAAUUAGGGGCUCACAGUUACCACUUUGCCCAAAACAAAUAUUUAUAUGGACAAUAAAGAUAAGAUAAUGUUCAUGCUGCCAAGGCAAAAUUGAAUGAGUUUUGAAGAUUUAAAUGGCCAUAUCUUUCUCUCCUAGUUCAAAUUAUUUGCUUUAAUUCACAGAUUUGGUAUGCAUAUAUGUUGCAAUAUUUUGCACCUGGUCAAUCCCCAAACAGUAUUCCUAAUAUCCUGCUGAUUGUGUUUGGUCACACACAGCUAUUCAUUAAUACCCCUACCUUCUUUAUGGUGAGGUGUAAUCAAGGAUUCUGUCAUUAUGUAAGUUUCUUUAACCUUUUGCAUGGUGAACUGCAUAUGAAAGUUUCUUCCAAAUGCAAUGCCGCUGCUUACCGGUAGUUGACAAUGCAUAUAACAUGUCUACUACACAUUCAACCACUCUGAAACUCCUCUUUUCAAUGUUUGAUAGUCAAUUAAAACAGCAUUACAUUUAUGACAUGAAAUGACGACAGUUGUUAAAAACAACUAUGAUGAAUAUUAUAUUAUUUUACCUCUUGUUUAAUAAUCAUGUUGAUACAAUGCAUCCUGUAAAUAAGUUUUUUGUAUUAAAUAUUUCUAUGUCUA